Molecule: messenger RNA, 1773 nt
Organism: Jatropha curcas
Lineage: Eukaryota; Viridiplantae; Streptophyta; Magnoliopsida; Malpighiales; Euphorbiaceae
Product: cytochrome P450 CYP82D47
Molecular function (GO): monooxygenase activity; oxidoreductase activity, acting on paired donors, with incorporation or reduction of molecular oxygen; heme binding
Source: RefSeq, a predicted model, not a curated record
UUACCCACUUCUGUGUUGUGCUUAACCACAAACAUUAUCCUUCCAAACUGAGAAAGCAACAAUGGAGUUCCUUUCUCCACUCUGUGAAAGUUUGGACAUUAUCAUUCUUUCCAUUUUAGCACCAGUUAUACUCUUCUCCUUUUUUCUGAUAUCAAGAAAGAGGAGUGCUAAUAACAAAAAGAGACUACCACCAGAAGCCGCUGGCGGAUGGCCUAUUGUCGGCCACCUGCCCCUUCUAAGUCUCUCAAAAGCACCUUAUAUAACUCUGGGAAAAAUUGCUGACAAGCUCGGACCAUUGUUCACAAUCAGGCUCGGUGUGCAUCGAGCUCUGAUUGUGAGUAGUUGGGAGAUGGCUAAAGAAUGCUAUUCUACCAAUGAUGAAGCUUUUGCCAGUCGUCCUAAAGCUCUUUUCUUUGAUGUCAUGGGUUAUAAUUAUGCCAUGAUCGGGGCAACUCCUUAUGGAGAGUACUGGCGACAAAUUCGCAAAAUAUCCACUCUUAAGCUGCUCUCUAAUUACCGGCUUGACUUGUUAAGACAUGUGAGAGAGACUGAGGUAAAGGAAGCCGUAGGAGGAUUAUACAAGAAAUGGAUGAAAAAUAAAAGUAGUUCCGGUAAACUUGUGGUGGAGAUGAAGAAUUGGUUUUGGGAUUUAAAUUUAAAUGUGAUACUGAAGAUGGUUGUAGGGAAGCGAUACGUGGAGUAUAUAAAUGGCGAAGAUGAGAGUAAUGAGGAGAGUGAUACAUGGCAAAAUACUGUCAGGGAUUUUUUCGAAUUAGCAGGGAAAUUUGCAGUAUCAGAUGCACUUCCAUUUCUAAGAUGGCUGGAUGUGGGCGGAGUUGAGAAAGCUAUGAAAAAAACCAUGACAGAUAUGGACGAGAUAAUGGACAGAUGGUUACAAGAACACAAGCAAAAGAAAGCCAAGCCAGAAGAAGAAGACUUGAUGGAUGUUUUAAUGUCCGCCCUGGAUGAUGAAAAUACGCUUUUCACUCAAGACGCUGGCACUAUCAACAAAGCUACAUGCUUGUCUCUGAUUUUAGCAGCAUCAGACAUUGUUAGAGCUGCAUUGACUUGGACUUUAUCUUUAAUACUCAAUAAUCCCAAUGUCCUAAAGAAAGCCAAACAAGAAUUAUACACCCAUAUUGGUCAAGAUAGACAAGUGCAGGACUCCGAUGUGAAGAAUUUAGUUUAUCUCCAAGCUAUCGUUAAAGAAGCAUUAAGGUUAUAUCCUCCAGGGCCAGUAUCAGUACCACGCGAAUGUAUUAAAGAUUGCUCUGUCGGUGGCUAUCAUAUUCCAGCAGGUACACGCCUUAUUGUUAAUAUUUCAAGAAUUCAUAGAGAUCCGCGCGUGUGGUCGAAUCCUUCAGAGUUUGAACCGGAGAGAUUUCUGAGUAUGAAUAUUGAUGUGAAAGGCAAAAACCCAGAGCUGAUACCAUUUGGAAGCGGAAGAAGAAUGUGUCCUGGAGCCACUUUUGCUCUUCAAAUUUUGAACCUUACACUUGCUUCUUUCUUACAUGCAUUUGAAAUCGAAACCCCAUCAGGGAAACCUGUUGAUAUGAGUGAGGGCACUGGAAUAAUCAACCUCAAAGCCACUCCUCUCGAGGUGGCUCUUACUCCACGCCUUUCCGCUCAUUUGUACUAGCUAGGAAAUAUAUGUAAUCUUUUCUUGUAAUAACAAAACUAAACCUGUACUAAUAAGAAUAAUCAGGUUUAGUUCAGCAGUAAUUCAGUUAUUUUCAAAUAUGUAAUAAAGAUUUACGAGCUUUAACCAGUUAA